This is a messenger RNA of Piliocolobus tephrosceles (Ugandan red Colobus), 3290 nucleotides long. RefSeq names its product eukaryotic translation initiation factor 3 subunit B (gene EIF3B). Bases 607 to 3051 code for a protein of 814 amino acids. Lineage: Eukaryota; Metazoa; Chordata; Mammalia; Primates; Cercopithecidae. Gene Ontology annotation, molecular function: translation initiation factor binding; RNA binding; translation initiation factor activity. The transcript is spliced from 19 exons. Gene Ontology annotation, cellular component: eukaryotic translation initiation factor 3 complex. The record is from RefSeq and is a predicted model, not a curated record. Gene Ontology annotation, biological process: translational initiation.
CCUUUUGCCCCGUCAGUAGGCGAGUCCAAGUGUCAGAUACCGACAGGGGGGACUUUAGUAACGUAAGCUAAACGGUUUGCCUAGCGAAAGGCUGAGACGCCCUGAGCAAUCGCCUGUCGAGCCUCCACUCUUCCAUGAUAGUAACUGUUGAGUUAGAGGACAUUUUCACCACAUUCUGGAUACUAAUAUCAUUUCUGGUCCCCGCCUUAGGCGCCACAAAUAGUUCAGUCCCGUCCCGCAGCGUCCGACGGGAGAGGAAAGGGGAGGCCGCCAUGUUGGACGGAACCAUCCGUUGCUACACAUGGGGUGGCUAAUGCGCCCAUGAAUUUAGUGAUGGACAGAAACAACCUUGUUGAAUGGAAUUAAGCACUUUCUUGUCACAAGAAUGUCCGUUUGGUGAUUUGCGGACGCGGCUUGCGGAUGAGAGUCCUCUCAGGGUCGUCGUGAGGCUCCAGGGCGUGGGUACACCCCCCGCCUCGCGGCCUUGGUACGGCCUCCCCGUCGCACGCACAUGGCUGAGCUGUAGCCGGCGCGGCGCGCGGUGCGGCCUGGGAGAGUCGGAAGCGCGGCGGCCGCGGAGCCCUGCGAGUAGGUAGUGUCGGGCCCAUGCAGGACGCGGAGAACGUGGCGGUGCCCGAGGCGGCCGAGGAGCGCGCCGAGCCCGGCCAGCAGCAGCCGGCCGCCGAGCCGCCGCCAUACGAGGGGCUGCUGCGGCCCGCAGGGCCCGGCGCUCCGGAGGCGGCGGGGACAGAGGCCUCUAGUGAGGAGGUGGCGGUCGCGGAGGCCGGGCCGGAGCCGGAGGUGAGGACCGAGCCGGCGGCCGAGGCAGAGGCGGCCUCCGGCCCGUCCGAGUCGCUCUCGCCGCCGGCAGCCGAGGAGCCGCCUGGGUCGCACGCUGAGCCCCCUGUCCCGGCACAGGGCGAGGCCCCAGGAGAGCCGGCUCAGGACGAGCGCGCCGACAGCCGGGCCCAGGCGGCGUCCGAGGACGCGGGAGGAAACGAGGGCAGCGCGGCCGAGGCCGAGCCCCGGGCGCUGGAGAACGGCGACGCGGACGAGCCCUCCUUCAGCGACCCCGAGGACUUCGUGGACGACGUGAGCGAGGAAGAAUUACUGGGAGAUGUCCUCAAAGACCGGCCCCAGGAAGCAGACGGAAUCGAUUCGGUGAUUGUAGUGGACAAUGUCCCUCAGGUGGGACCUGACCGACUUGAGAAGCUCAAAAACGUCAUCCACAAGAUCUUUUCCAAGUUUGGGAAAAUCACAAAUGAUUUUUAUCCUGAAGAGGAUGGGAAGACAAAAGGGUAUAUUUUCCUGGAGUACGCGUCCCCGGCCCAUGCCGUGGAUGCUGUGAAGAACGCCGACGGCUACAAGCUUGACAAGCAGCACACGUUCCGGGUCAACCUCUUCACAGAUUUUGACAAGUAUAUGACCAUCAGUGACGAGUGGGAUAUUCCAGAGAAACAGCCUUUCAAAGACCUGGGAAACUUACGUUACUGGCUUGAAGAGGCAGAAUGCAGAGACCAGUACAGCGUGAUUUUUGAGAGUGGAGACCGCACUUCCAUAUUCUGGAAUGACGUAAAAGACCCCGUCUCAAUUGAAGAAAGAGCGAGAUGGACAGAGACAUAUGUGCGUUGGUCUCCUAAGGGCACCUAUCUGGCUACCUUUCAUCAAAGAGGCAUUGCUCUAUGGGGGGGAGAGAAAUUCAAGCAAAUUCAGAGAUUCAGCCACCAAGGGGUUCAGCUCAUUGACUUCUCACCUUGUGAAAGGUACCUGGUGACCUUUAGCCCCCUGAUGGACACGCAGGAUGACCCUCAGGCGAUAAUCAUCUGGGACAUCCUUACAGGGCACAAGAAGAGAGGUUUUCACUGUGAGAGCUCAGCCCAUUGGCCUAUUUUUAAGUGGAGCCACGAUGGCAAAUUCUUUGCCAGAAUGACCCUGGAUACGCUUAGCAUCUAUGAAACUCCUUCUAUGGGUCUUUUGGACAAGAAGAGUUUGAAGAUCUCUGGGAUAAAAGACUUUUCUUGGUCUCCUGGUGGUAACAUAAUCGCCUUCUGGGUGCCUGAAGACAAAGAUAUUCCAGCCAGGGUAACCCUGAUGCAGCUCCCUACCAGGCAAGAGAUCCGCGUGAGGAACCUGUUCAACGUGGUGGAUUGCAAGCUCCACUGGCAGAAGAACGGAGACUACUUGUGUGUGAAAGUAGAUAGGACUCCGAAAGGCACCCAGGGUGUUGUCACAAAUUUUGAAAUUUUCCGAAUGAGGGAGAAACAGGUACCUGUGGAUGUGGUCGAAAUGAAAGAAACCAUCAUAGCCUUUGCCUGGGAACCAAAUGGAAGUAAGUUUGCCGUGCUGCACGGAGAGGCUCCACGGAUAUCUGUGUCUUUCUACCACGUCAAAAACAACGGGAAAAUUGAACUCAUCAAGAUGUUCGACAAGCAGCAAGCAAACACCAUCUUCUGGAGCCCCCAAGGACAGUUCGUGGUGUUGGCGGGCCUGAGGAGUAUGAACGGUGCCUUAGCGUUUGUGGACACUUCGGACUGCACGGUCAUGAACAUCGCAGAGCACUACAUGGCUUCCGACGUCGAGUGGGAUCCUACUGGACGCUACGUCGUCACCUCUGUGUCCUGGUGGAGCCAUAAGGUGGACAACGCGUACUGGCUGUGGACUUUCCAGGGCCGCCUCCUGCAGAAGAACAACAAGGACCGCUUCUGCCAGCUGCUGUGGCGGCCCCGGCCUCCCACACUCCUGAGCCAGGAGCAGAUCAAGCAAAUUAAAAAGGAUCUGAAGAAAUACUCGAAGAUAUUUGAACAGAAGGAUCGUUUGAGCCAGUCCAAAGCCUCAAAGGAAUUGGUGGAGAGAAGGCGCACCAUGAUGGAAGACUUCCGGAAGUACCGAAAAAUGGCCCAGGAGCUCUAUAUGGAGCAGAAAAACGAGCGCCUGGAGUUGCGAGGAGGUGUGGACACUGACGAGCUGGACAGCAACGUGGAUGACUGGGAAGAGGAGACCAUCGAGUUCUUCGUCACGGAGGAAAUUAUCCCUCUCGGGAACCAGGAGUGACCUGGGAGUGCUGUGUGCAGCCGCGUGUGGUGUGUGGAGCGGAGGCCGUCCUGCAGGAAGCCCGCGUGACUCCCUCCGGCUCCCCGUGCUCUCUGGCUCUGGACUGUGACCGCGCCUGGAUUCUGCCAUUGCGACACAUUUUUGUGCCUUUCAGCCCCUGGUGUCUGCAGUGGGGUGUUUAAGGCACCCGCUUCCACUUCUUUCUUUUUUUUUUUUUCCUGAGACAGAGUCUCACUCUG